Messenger RNA from Helobdella robusta, 2343 nucleotides. RefSeq lists its product as hypothetical. The coding region runs from base 617 to 1255 and encodes 212 amino acids. Lineage: Eukaryota; Metazoa; Annelida; Clitellata; Rhynchobdellida; Glossiphoniidae. Gene Ontology annotation, biological process: microtubule cytoskeleton organization; neuron projection development. The transcript is spliced from 6 exons. The record is from RefSeq and is a predicted model, not a curated record. Gene Ontology annotation, molecular function: microtubule binding. Gene Ontology annotation, cellular component: neuron projection.
UGCAUUCUCUGCCCUGCUCUGUUUGCAUCUAACUAUUAUAACUAUAGUAAUAUAAUAGUAAUUAUAUGUAAAAUAAAUUAAUUUAGAAUGUGUUGUAAUGAAUAAAAAUUGUUUCAUAAUGAAUAAUAAUUGUUCCAUAUAUGUGUAUAUUUAUUUAUUAAUACUAAAAUACAUAGAAUAAAAGAGAUAUAUACAUUUAGGUGUAUUUAAUUAGUUAAGUUUGUAUGUGUGGGUGUAUUUAAUUAGUUAAGUUUGUAUGUGUGGUUGUCUGUGUGUCUUCAUCAGCCCAUGGAAGCUUAAAUGACUUGCAUGGAAUAAUAAUAGUAGUAAUAAUAAAGAUGAAUAAUAAUAAUAAUAAUAACAAUAAACUAAUAAACAAAUAGCAGAGCAUUUAUUCUAUUAAAAAUAAUUACAAUUGAAAACUACGGCCAAAGGCUGUCGUACAUAAAAUAAUUGCAUUAAUUAAUAUCAUCUCAUUAAUGACAUUAACAAGUUAAAUUGAUUAUAGCGAUUAAUUGGAAUAACAAUAAUUAACAAACAAAAUUAAUAAUAAUAAUAAUAGUAAUAAUAAUAAUAAUACUAAUAACAAUCCCAAUUCACCGAACAUCCGAUCCGGAUGAAAGGAAGCACAUCCUCUACGCCAAGGUCGUCAACCUCAGGGACCAGGAGCCUCGAUUCCAAGUCGGUCAAAUCUAAAAUCGGAUCUCUCGAUAAUGCCAAGCACACCCCUGGCGGUGGAGCUGUGAAGAUACAGAGUCAGAAAGUGGAUUUUUCGAACGUAGGCAGUAAGUGCGGCUCGAAGGACAACAUGACCCACACCCCUAAAGGCGGGAAUGUCAAGAUUGAAAACAAGAAACUGGAAUGGAAGGUCGAGUCGAAAAUUGGAUCCCUGGAUAAUGCCAAGCACAAACCUGGAGGUGGCGAUAAAAAAAUCGAAAGUGCUAAGCUGGAGUGGAAGGUUACUUCAAAAAUCGGCUCACUGGAAAAUGCCAAACACAUUCCCGGUGGUGGUGACGUCAAGAUUGACACGGUGAGGCUAGACUUCAAGGAUAAGGCCCAAUCGAAAGUGGGUUCCAAGGACAACAUCAAACACAAGCCCGGUGGUGGCGCGAAAAAGAUCGAGACUCAGAAAUUAAGUUUCAGCGAAACCGCCCAGCCAAGAAUCGACGCCAGCCUGAAACGUGAAAGCAUAACCGAGGAAGUAGUUUUUGAAGAAAAAGUCAAAGAGAAUGUUAUGGGAGAAGUUAAAAAUUAAAAAAUAAUUAAUCACUGAAAAUGAUUUUUGUCCUUCGUCGUUAUACCCAACUAAUAACUGUCAAAUUUAACGUUAUAAUUCAUUUAAUUUGAUAAAUUUAUUAAUAUAUUUAAUUUUUAUAAAUUUUUUAUUAUCCAACCUCUUUCUAAUUUCUUGGAGGUUUAUUGGUGCACCAUUUGUUAAUUUUCCAUUUUUAUGCGUAACCAGAAAAUUUUGUUGUUCAACCAUCAUUUCAACUUGAGUUUACUUUUAAAUAUAUUCCGUUUUUAGUGUGACGUCAUGAGAUUUCGUCACGUUGUUUUUUUCCCCGUACAACUUUUCAUUGCAGUUAAAUAAUUAUUUGAAUAAUAUUAAUUAAUUAAAAUUUAUUAUAGUUCAUUUAUUUUUCAUUUUUUCAAAUUUGUUAAAUUUAAUGUUGCUACUAAACAUUUUUAACUGAUAAAAUCCAUUUUGACGUUGUCUGUCUAUAUUUCUAAAUGUUCGUUCUAUAACUUUUAUAUUCUGAAUGCGUGUGUGUGUGUGUGCAUGUGUGUGUGUUUGUGCGCGUGUGUAUUUGUGUGUGUUGUUUCUUUCAUACAGUGUAAUUUGACACGCAAACUAAUUAAUUAAACCGUCAUUAAUUGGAUAAUUUAUAUUAAUUGGUUAUUUUUCUAUUUACUGUAUAAAAGUAAGUAUAUAACUAUACCAUAUAUUGGAUUAAGACUGUCAGAAAUGCAAUUAUUGACGAAAACCACACCAUUUUCAUCAAUAAUUGAACUAUACUAAAUGCAUACACAUAGGUAUAUACACAUAUACAUGUAUUCUUCAUGUAUUUUUAGGUUAGUAAGUUUUUACAACAUUUAAUAAAAAAAUAACAAUAUAAAUAUAGGCACGCAAAUGUUAAUGUUAUUACUAUUGUUAUUUUUAUCAUCACUAUCUAAUGUGGUAGCUAUAUGGAUACAUAUUCAAGAACGUUUUUGUGUGUUUUUAAUGUUUUAUUAUUGUUAUUAUCAUUAUUAUAUAUACAUACAUAUAUAUAAAAUAUUUAAAAGUUAAAAUGUCGUUUUUGUGUUUCUGGAGUGAUAGUGACGUGGUUUGAACAACAGACU